Messenger RNA from Nematostella vectensis (starlet sea anemone), 3485 nucleotides. RefSeq names its product calcium homeostasis endoplasmic reticulum protein. Gene Ontology annotation, cellular component: perinuclear region of cytoplasm. The coding region runs from base 277 to 2844 and encodes 855 amino acids. Gene Ontology annotation, molecular function: RNA binding. The transcript has 17 exons. Lineage: Eukaryota; Metazoa; Cnidaria; Anthozoa; Actiniaria; Edwardsiidae. The record is from RefSeq and is a predicted model, not a curated record. Gene Ontology annotation, biological process: RNA processing; intracellular calcium ion homeostasis.
ACCCCCAGUCCCGCGCGACCUUGAUUGCCGCCAUUUUGUGCAUGCGUUCUAUGCGUUCUGCUUCGUCCAAGUUCUGCGAAAAAAAAUAUUGUGCAAACUUCUGUUCUCAUGUAGAUCGGAAAAGUUAUUCUCUGUUAGAUCGUCAAGACAAAGAUGUAAAAAUAUAGAAAUAUGCCGAGAGGAAAUCUUUUUGAGAACUAUUAAUUGUCUUGUGGAUUUAUGAUUUCGAUGUUGGAUUGAUGUAAUACACGCGAUCGAACUGACUACAAAUACAAGAUGGCGAGCGUAGCUCAACAGAAACCACCGUUCCCUCCGCCUGACGACCAAGAGCUUAAGAACAUCAUUGACAAGUUAGCUAACUUUGUUGCGAGGAAUGGCAGCAAGUUUGAGGACAUGACCAAGGAAAAACAAAAGAACAACCCAAAGUUCAGUUUCCUUUAUAGUGGUCAGAAUUAUCAUAACUAUUACAGAUGGAGAGUUUCUGUGGAAAUUGCAUCAAAUCAAACCCAGCAGCAUCAGCAGCAAACACAAAUGGUAGCAAACAGUCAAUACAACAAACCUCAGAGCUCAGCCCUCGUACAGCAGGCUUUGGUCCAACAAUCAAUCAACUCAGCACCCUGGCAACAACAGCAACAGCAAACUCCCCCUCAACAGGUUGUGACAGCUGUGCCACCACCAGCUCAAUAUGCCGCUCCUCCACCCACUGUUUACCAGAAUGCUCCUCAGCCCCCUAGUGACUUAGAUUUUCAAGAGUUUGAUGGCAUGUUACAGAAGCUAAUGGAUUCAUGUACUAAAGAUGCUAUUUCUACUGGGCGUGGCUGGGUCUUAAAUAAUGCCAAGUCGCCUCAACACUGCCACCACAUCAUGGAGUAUAUCCUAAAAAAAUGCUUUGCCCCAGGCCUUACUUUCCCAAACAAACUGCACCUGGUCUACAUCAUAAAUGACAUUGUGCAUCACGCUGCUCGAAAAAACUUGACUGACCUUAACAGUGCAGUCAAAGAGGUUGUUGUACCAGUGUUUUGUUAUGCGAGGCAAGGAGACAUUGGAGAAGGCAUGCAGAAGCUCACCAAAGUACUAGGAAUCUGGGAAACAAAUGAUUUCUUUGAUGCAGCAACUUUACAGAAACUCAAAAACCCAGAGUCAGCUAAAGCAGAAGUUGAAGAAGUUCAGAAAAGGUUAAGCCAAGGUCAGUUUUCCAGCAACGCCAAUUACCAACAACAACAAGCUUCCCCUAUCCAAAAUGAAUUUCAAGCAAAACAAGCUUUCCAGCAAUACCCAAAUUACCAGCAAUACCAACAACAGUACCAGCAAUACUACCACCAGUAUCCACCGUACCAACAGCAAAACCCUGGACAGUUCCCCCCAACUGCUCCACCAGGGUUUAACCAGCCACCUCCAUCUUUUGGUAUAGGCCAGGCAGUCCCUGGCCAGCCACAAGGAUACCAACAAGAGGAAAAUGUAGGCCACGCAUCACAUGACCAGCAAGGACAAUCACAGGCAAAGGAGGAAAGGCCACAACAGGUCUUGUCAGAAGAGUCCAGUGAAGCUUCAGAUGAACCCCCAGAUGAGCAAAAGCAAAGUGAUGGUAUGAAUGCUCAGGCAUCCAACGAAGGGUGUGGCCAGAAAGGGGGUCCAACCGACCAAAGGCGUAACCACGAGGGUGAUCCCUAUCAUGGUGGACCUUUCAAUCAGGCGCUGCCAGGAUUUCCUCCACGAUGGGGUCCCCCACCCCACAUGCCUCCAGACUACAGGGGCUUCCCACCCCCAAACUUUCCUCCCCCUGACUUCAGCCGCCCCCCUCCAAACUUCAAUGACCCAGCCUUCCAGGGCCGACCACCUCCCUUUGUGAGGCCCCCGCCUCAGCAAUUUGAUUACCAGCAUGGCCGUGCCAACAUGGAUAUACCUCCGCCCAUUGAUUAUAACCAUGGCCGACCCCCACAUGAUGACUUUGGUCAUGAGGCCUAUGGGCCAGAUGACUAUGGACCGGACAGCUAUGGUCCAGAAGAGUUUGGGCCCCCACCUGUGCCCCCGCCACCACGCCCUAUUAUACCAGAGGCUAUGUACUAUGAGCUACCUGCUGGCCUCAUGGCACCUAUGGUCAAGCUGUCUGAUGUAGACUACGUCCCACUGAACCCUGCUGAUAUCCGCUUACCGGCACCUCAGCCACCCAGUGAGCGUCUGCUAGCAGCAGUAGAGGCUUUCUAUAGCCCCCCUAGCCAUGAGAGCCCUCGUAACGCUGAUGGAUGGGAGCAGAGUGGGCUGUUUGAGUUCUAUAAGGCCAAGUUGCCAUUCUUAAAACAGAGGGAUCUUACAAAGAAGGACCGCCCUGUGCCGCCAAGUACCCCUCCCAAGAAAACUUCCCCUGACCAAUCCAGGUCUCGGUCCAGGUCUCCACGGUCACAUAGGUCGACAUCCCGGUCCCCAAGACGUCGACAUUCCCCCUCGGUCAGCCCACCCUACAGGCGCCGCUCCCGGUCCCGCUCACCACAGAGGCAAAGGUCCUGCUCCCGAUCUCGGUCUAGAUCCAAGUCUCGCUCCAUUUCACCCAUGUUUCGCUCAUCUGACAGAAAAAGUCCAAGUCCACCUGCAUUCAGCCCGUUUGUCACUAAAACCACAGAGACAAGAUUAGAUGAGACUAACGUUGGCCAUCAAAUGCUCAAGAAAAUGGGCUGGGAGGGAGCUGGGCUUGGCAAGAACGAGAGAGGAAUUCAAAAUCCUAUCCAGGCUGGGGAAGUACGGGAGAGACAUAACAUGUACAAGGGAAUUGGUGUGGAAGAGGAUGACGUGUUCGACAAAUUUAGAUACAAGCGAAGUUAUACAUAUAACAGACCAGAAGGAAAAUAACCUGUUCCUGUAAAAUUUUGUAUCUCCUUAGUGGAACUUCCUCCCAAACCAGCACCCGAAUAACACGUGUCCAGAUUGAUCGGUCUUCCUGUGUUUUGAGUGCAGGGCCCAAACUGGUUGGCCAGCGGUAUAACUGUGCUUAGCCAUGUGCGGCAACACGGGACCUUCGUUGAACCUCCUAUCCCAUGCAGUUCAACUCAAUCCGGGUUCAUCCUAUUUCCAUAAAUUUAUACCCAAACUGCAUUCUUUCCUCAUUUUGCGUAGUCACCCAUUGUCCAAAACAUAUCUUGACGGUCUAGACCACCGUCCAAACCAAUCUUGACCACCGUCUAGACCAAUAAUUAACCUGCAUGGUUUUACUCCUUGUACUAGAAAUAUACUGCAUACAUGCAACAAGAUGAUUAAUUGUCCAAGAGUUCUCACUAACAAGUCAGGAACCAAUUCUACUGCAGAGGAGAAACGGUUGAUUGGUCAAUGAGGUUUGAGUGACAGUGCUAAAAAUAUUUGACCGUACAGAAGCAAGUCAUUAAUUAGACAAAGCGAUUUGGUCCAUUGCGUAGAUUCUAGAUAUCGCUUGUCCUACAUCUUGGCGGUGUUUGUUGUGCUAUAUGCCAUACUGUAAAUAAACAUCAAUACAUUGG